Xenopus laevis (African clawed frog) is the source of this 5103-nucleotide messenger RNA. RefSeq names its product ring finger protein 17 S homeolog (gene rnf17.S). NCBI's taxonomy places the organism in Eukaryota, Metazoa, Chordata, Amphibia, Anura, Pipidae. The record is from RefSeq and is a predicted model, not a curated record. Bases 110 to 4918 code for a protein of 1602 amino acids. The transcript has 40 exons.
CAAGUCGCUUUCCUCAACGCGUUACGCGCCAAAGGCAGCGAGCACGUGACCGCGUAGGUGGCGCCGGGGCCUGGGGAGAGGUUGAAAGAGCCUUUGCGCACGUUCUAAAAUGGCGGCCUGGACCCGGCGGUGCAUUAAGUGUCUUAAUCCUGCGGGCUGUCACCUGGAUUUACCUCUGUGUCCUACAUGUGAGGAAUUGGAGGAAGAGGUGAUUGACAUAGAAGCCAUUGACUCUGAUAGUGACGAAGACCUUUUGAUGGAUGGAAUGUCAACUUUUGAAAAGACAGAUGAGGAACAAAUGGAUAUGUCGCAAAAUGGUACUGACAUGGAUCUACCUCCAAGCGAAAACAAACAUUUAAUGGAGCAAUCGGAUCAGAGCAGUUCAGUUUCUGUUGAUAACCAGGAUAACAUCUGUGAAAGAAUCGAUGAAGCAUUGGUCAUAGCAAAGGAUUCUUUUCAGUGCAUAGAUGAGGCUUUAAAGACUUUAAAACAUUUGGAAGAGAACAAUAGACAAGUUAAAAGAAAUAUUUGUGAUGCUGUUGUUAAGGAAUUUGAAAAGAUAUCGCAUGCUCUCCAGAAAAGGAAGGCGUUCCUAAUUGCUGAGAUAAAGGCAUGUUCUGCAGUGUACAGUACAGAAAUACAUAAAACAAUUCAAGAAAUCGAGGAGAAGAGGAGUUGUUUGGAACCAGGAUUCAAAUUUGCUGGCGGAUUAAAACAAUUUCCAUUGAUGGGCACAUACUGUGAUUUUAAGCAGCUACUGGGAGACUUGAAAGUCAACUUGGAAUAUGAAAACUUUGUGCACCAAUAUAAGUCUGAUAUAAGAUUUACUUUUGAGGUUGAAAAUAUAUUUCAGAUAAUUGACCAAACUGGAAAAAUCUGUAGUUCUAAAUCACCAAAAUUUCAAAUUGGAGAGAAAAGCGAUUCAGAUUCAUUAAGUUAUGAGUCCUUAGACAUUCAAAAAGUGCAAAAAAAACACGAUGUGAAAACACGCGGACAACGACGACACUGCAUAAAACAAGAACUACAUCCUGAAUAUAAAAGCCACCAAGAGGAUUACAAUUGGUUGCAAAAACCUUCCUCCCCAAUGCCCUCGGAUAACGAAGAGAAAUCACUGUCUAGCCCUGAUGUUAUCAUAGAAGAGAUUAUCAACGAAGAUUACACCUGUACUCCAGAAGUCCAUAAACCUACUGCCAUUACUCCUCUUCAAAGCAUUGAGAAAAUUUGGCAAUUCAAACCAGGAACGGACAUUGAUGGUCAGCGGAAGAACAAAAACCGGAAACCCCCGAAAAAAAAGAUAAAUAGCUGUUCACCUUUUGUACAAAAAGGUUCGUCUGAACUUGUAAACCUUGUUUAUGUAGUAAAUCCUUGCCACUUUUAUGUCCGACGAUACUCUCAGACAAAGCAAGCAGUUAUUCUUGAUAAAAUACUAAAAACUUUAAGUAACAAAGACCGGGCAAACCCAACGGAUCUCUUAGUGCUGGGAGAAAUUAUUGCUAUAAAUAGCACUAAACACGAAUUAUGGUGCCGUGGCGAGAUCAUCGCAUUAAUUCCGUUGGAAAAUAAAUACAAAGGAAAACCUUGUGGACCAACACAGUACAAAAUUGAGGAUGUUCUUCUGUUGAAAGUUUUUUUGCUAGACUAUGGAAGCACUGAAGUUUUUUCUUCAGUAAGAUACGUUGGAAACAAGUUCUCAAGAACAGAAGAUUGUCCAUCUCAGUACACCAUAUUUAAAAAUUUGUGUGACGUUGUAAGAAAGUUGAAUUUGGCAUCAGAGGUCCAGUUGAGAUCAGUGCCUCCCCUUGCUAUCCAGUGCGCUAUAGUGGAUAUUGUUCCUGCUAAUCCGGAUGGCCGUUGGACAGCAAAAUGCAAAGAAGAAUUUUUAACAUUGGUGAACAAUAAGUGUCUUGAAAUGAAAGUCUUUAAGGAAGAAGAUAAUAAGUUGUUUGUUGAUCUGAGGAAACCGUCCUCAUUUAAAAGCAGUAGUAAUAUGCCUGCCUCCAUUCGAGAUGCCCUAGUUUUUCUGGAUUUAGCAAGGUUUCGCCUUUCAGGGGCUGCUCCAGAGAAGAGUAUUUUACCAAGGAGCUUUAUCCCACCAGUAGUGCUUGAGCACAGGACCAACUUUACAGUUGCCGUUUCUCAUAUAAACGACCCGUCUGACUUCUACAUCCAAGUGGUGGACAACGCAGAGUAUAUACCAUUCUCGAGAAAAAUACAAACCAUUUAUAACUCUGAAGAAUCGGAUGAUCUAAAAAUCAAACGACCAGUUUUUGGGCAAGUCUGCAUGAAGAAGUACACAGAUGGUAGUUGGUACAGAGCUCUAGUUGUUGGUUUUUCAGGUCAAGAAGAAGUUAUAAUAAAAUAUGUAGACUUUGGCAAUACUGACACAGUUCAUGUGAACACAUUAAGAGACCUGAAAGAUGAAUUCUUAGACAUGCCAUGUAAGGCUAUAUGCUGCAGACUUGCUUUUAUUGAGCCAUGUAAUAAUGCACAUCGGUGGAGUCCAGAAGCAUGUGGAUUUUUUAUAAAGGUGGCUGAACAUAAAUUUCUCAAUUGCAAUUCCUUAGGUGUUUUACUGGAUAACAAGCUAUCUGUUGAAUUGUUUGAAUCUGGUUUGGAAAGUAUCAGCAUCAACACAAAGAUGAUUGAAUUAAAAUACGCUUCCUUAAUGCCUGGUUCCCCAGGCCUAAACAAUCAAUGGUCGACAAAGACAGAAGUGUGGGACACACCAGCUAUUUUAUCUGUAAAUCAUAUGGAAUGUCAAGAAAAGCCAUUGCUCCAGGGGAAAGCACUGGAUGUGCGUGUCUGCCAUGUAGAAUCUCCUGACAGAAUAUGUAUACAGUGGUUAUCUACAGAGAACUACAUCAAUGGAUUGCAUUCCAAAAUGUCUGAAAAAUACGAAACCUCUAAUCCUGAAACUGUCCAGUGGACGGCUGGAAUGUAUGUUGCUGUUCAGCUUCCAGUCGUUAAGCAGUGGCGGAGAGGACUAAUCCAAAAUAUUGUGUCUGAUCGACUAGUAGAGGUAUUUUACUUUGAUUUUGGAAUGAAGGCUGUGGUAGAUGUAAUCAACAUAAGAACACUUGAGGACAGUAUGUUAAAACUGAAUAAAAUGUGUCUGGAAUGUUCUUUGAUGGAUAUAAAGCCAGCUGGAGGAAGCGAAAACUGGACUGCAACAGCUUGUGAUGUUCUCUCAUAUUACCUUACUGGCGCUGUGGCAAAAAUAGCAAUUGAGGAGAAAACAAAACAGUGGCCACUGCCUGUAAAGAUCUGGAUAAAAGAUGAAGCAAGCCAGGAAGCUGAUGUUUCUGACUUCCUUAUAAAACAGGGUUUAGCACUGAAAAUACGAAGAUCAGACGAACCUGAGACUGUGGGCAAAGUCAGUGAAAAGUCAACUUCCAUUACAGAUGUUCAUGAAUUGAUAAAAGUAACAUUACAAUGUGACAAUAUAGCUUCUGAGACAAGAAAUGCAAGUGAGCACCUGGAAUCUGAUGAAGCAGUGUCUGAACAAAACCUAAUUGAGCCCUACUUGCCUCCUCGUAUUCCUGAUUCAGUAUUCAGUGCAAAAGUCAGCUGUAUAGACAAUGGCAUUAUAUAUGUGAUUCCAGAAUCAUUAGAAACAGAUCUUGAAAAUAUUAUGAAUGACCUUCACAAGUCCUUCAAAUGUUUUGGUAUUAUGGGACAAUAUAGCUGGAAGGAAGGAGAAGGGUGUCUCAUUAAAGGAUCAGAUGCUAGGCCAUACAGAGGAAAAGUUCUUAAAAUUCUUGGUGGCGAAAUGAUAUUGGUUCAAUAUGUGGAUUACGGAUGUAUUGAAAAAAUCCUUUUGUGCCAUACUUCUGCCAUUGUCUUCAAUCCCGAUGUUCCACUUUUUUGCAUACCUUGUCAGCUACAUAAAACACUUCCCGUUGGUAACAAGUGGCAGCCAGACGCAAUAGAACUUCUUAAAGAGCUACUUCUGGAUAGAAAUGUCAAAGUUCAUGUUGCGGAGCCCCCCACAGUACCUGGAGGUGUUGCAUCUGUUGAUAUCUAUUGCAACAGUGCAUCUGUGUCUCGUAUUCUGGAGCAGUAUUCCCACUGUGUUCCAGAAGAUUCUGACAAAAGAUCAAAAUUUGAAAGAAGCUAUGAGUCCAAACAUUGUCUAAUGAAAAACCAAGGAAAUCAGUACUGUGAGGCAAAUAUGUUCCGAAAGUCAGAUCUGGAUAAGGUUUUUGAUCUAAGUUUUGAGAACUUACUUUCACCUGAUCUGGAAACACCAGUUUUGCCCAGAUAUACUGUACCAUCACUGCCUGCUCCAGGAGAGCAUUUCCUUGUUAAAGUUCGGCACAUACAGACACCGAAUAAAGUAUAUAUCAGCAGGAACUUAACAAAUAACCUCCUGUGUGAUCUAGAUGAGAAUACACUGUGCUGUGACCCUGAUGAGGAUUCUCUAACGUCAAAGAUUAUAUGGAUCAACAAACAUGCCGAUAAACUGUUACGCUUGACUAAUUUUAGAUCAGAAAUGCCGUGUCUUGCUGAAUACAGUGAUGGAAAAAUAUACAGAGCCAAGUUGCUGUCUGUUUCAAGCUAUGACCCUCCAAAGUUUUUUGUGGACUUUGUAGACUAUGGAUCAGCAAAAUCAGUAGCAACAGAAAGCUUGUUCCAGCUGCCUGCUGAGCUAAUCCACUAUCCUGUAGAAGCAGUAAAAGUCCACCUGGCUGGAAUUAAGCCCCCCAUCGAAGACUUCGAAGCAGAGAGGCUUCCUUACUGCCCAGAAUGGAGUUUCAGAGCCGUCAGAGCUUGCAUGGAUAUACUUGAAAAAGAUACUUUUAUGGCUUUACGUACGGGGUCCUCCUCAGAGCUUUCUGUAUAUUUGUAUGAGGAAAGUGGAAACGAGCAUGUUUACAAGGCACUAGUGGAAGAGGGCUUAGUUGAAUUUGAUGAAUGAUAUGCUGCCAGCUCAUUAUGUACUGUGGAGAGAACGUACAUUUUAGUUCAUUAAGAAAACACGUUUUGGCUUUGGUUGUAAAUAUACAGUACAAUUGGCAUUUAGCGGAUAUGCACCAGUAAGGUUUGUUUUGUUGAAUGUUAUUCUGUUAUCUCAGUAUCACAAUAAAGCAUUGAUAGCAUAAA